Messenger RNA from Chara braunii, 2302 nucleotides. NCBI's taxonomy places the organism in Eukaryota, Viridiplantae, Streptophyta, Charophyceae, Charales, Characeae. The record is from the annotation of a GenBank genome assembly.
GCAUGAGGAUCUGGCCAUGUGAUUGCUCAUGGGAAUGUUUGGUGAAUGAAAGAUUCUUUAUAUGGUUGUCUGCCAGUGUAUCCCGUCGAAAUGAUGCAAUUGGCAGUCGUCGCCUCGUUGUCGAGGCUCUCCGGACUGUCAUCCCUCUCAUUGGCACACUCUGUUGUUCCGUCUGGUAGGGGGACGACGUCAGUGCGAAACCUCUUCGCCGUGUGCCGGAGAACCCCGCUUUUCUUGAGGCCGACAACGUGUUCUCGUCGUCCCGACCAACAUAUUCGGCCUUUGUGUUUGUGCAGAACGCGUUCCAGCGUGCCAGCCAAGCAAGGGCAAAUGACACGGGGGAGCCAGCCCCCGCUUUAUCGACAUGACUUCGUGGCUGUUUGCGACGACAACGGAUCUCCUCUUCCUGAUGGAGGUAGCCAAGGGCUGGCAGUCCGAGUGAUCUCCUACAACGUGCUCGCCCAGGCACUUGUUAAGAGCGAGUUCUUCCCUCACUCUCCACGCGGCUGUCUACGUUGGAAAGAGCGCUCGAAAGCUCUCGCAGAAGAGCUCGUCAAUCUGCAAGCAGACUUCUUGUGUCUGCAGGAGCUCGAUGAAUUCAAGACGUUUUACGAACCUCUCAUGAAGAAUCAAGGUUAUGCAAGCUUGUAUCAGAAGCGUCCGGGGAGGAAAAGGGAUGGGAGUUGCAUAUUCUUCAGGGAGAGCCGGUUUGAGUUGUUGGAGUCCGGCGCGAUUGACUACAACGAUCUGGUCCCUGCGGGAAUGAUUCCAGCCGGUCACCUCGAGGGCACGCUGACGCGUCGAGACUGGGAUUCAGCGCUGGGAAAAGCGGGGCAGCAUACGGAGUCAGUAGCUUUAGGAGGCCAAGCGGGCGACGAUUCUCUCAAAUCUCCAAGCGCGACAACGGCUACGACCUUUGGCAUUGAGAAGGACGGUAGGAUAAAACUUCUCCGCGACUGUGUUGGUGUUCUCGGAGUUUUCCAGGCAAAGGACAGACCCGGUGAUUGUUUUAUCGUAGCCUCUACCCAGCUUUACUGGGACCCAGAGUGGAAGGACGUGAAGAUGGCUCAAGCUCGUUACCUUGUGAAGCGUUUGACUGCUCUUCGUCAGUCUGCCAUCAACUCAUACAGAGGCACUCUUCCCAUUCUGUUGGGAGGGGACUUCAAUUCUACGCCGGGGGAUGAAGUUUAUAAUUAUCUCACUUCUGUCCCUGAUUGCUCCUUGAAUCUUCCAAGCGUGUCCGGUACGAUGGAGGUGGUGCCCAGGGAAUCCUCUUCUCUAGACGAUCCUGCUUCCACUGCUGCUGCUGCUGCUGCUGCUGCUGGCACCGUAGCCGCUUCUGCUUUGGCUGACACAGAGACCAAUGCCACUGCGACAGAGGUCAUUUCGCCAUCGAAUGAUCUGGCAUGUUCUUUGUCGGACAAAGACCCGGCUAUCGCCAACACAUCGUCAGGCGGCGUCAUAUCUAACUGUGAGAUAAGUAGGCAGGUGAUGAUGGGGAAGCUAUUCGUCAGUUCCUAUGCGAGUGCUAGUUCGGAACCACCAUUUACAACGAUCUGUCCCAAAUUUACUGGGACUUUGGAUUACGUCUUCCUCUCUCCCCCCCCUUUGGCCAGGAUCCGCCGGCUGCUUCGUGUCCCGGAGACGCCAGAUGAGGCAACUGUUAUUGGUGGAGUGCCUAACACGUUCCACCCCAGUGAUCAUUUGCCUGUGGGUGUCGAUGUGAUACUCUUUCCCAGGAAACAGCCAGGCAAUUGACCCUGAACACAGGAGAGGAGUGCGGCCAUGGAUCGGGAUGAGUGUAGAGUUCGACAUGGUUUUGGGUUAGAGUGUGGAGUGUGCUAUAUCAGCUUGGAGCAUUUCUACAUUACUGUUCACAUGCUACUUCCUGGAUGAACAUUAAUGUUCUGUCCUGUGGCUACCUGAAAAAAUAGCUUGACACGUUGUGCGUUUCCUGUCAUCCUGAAUGGAUGAAGGAGACAGGUCUAUUUUGCUAUGUACUGCAAACAAUGUUAUGUACUUGACACAAGUCUCAUGCAACGUGCAUGCAUGUGCUAGAGUUAUAUAAUUCACGAUGUUACAAAUAUUGGCAAUCAAAAAAAAAAAAAAAAAAAAAGGUGAGAGUCAUACGACUGCAGUAAGAGAUUCGGAAAAAAAGAACAACAAAGGACAAGUGCGAACACUGCGAAGAUCAUCUUUGAGAAAGGUAGAGUGCAGACCGGUUUCGAAAAAACUCUUUUGUGAGUAGUGUUCUGCAUUUAAGCUUUCACUGUGAACAUAUGAACAAACUACUACACAUGGU